Penicillium oxalicum is the source of this 759-nucleotide messenger RNA. Its product is annotated as U1A/U2B'/SNF family RNA-binding protein. Gene Ontology annotation, biological process: mRNA splicing, via spliceosome. The transcript has 4 exons. The coding region runs from base 1 to 759 and encodes 252 amino acids. Gene Ontology annotation, molecular function: U1 snRNA binding. The record is from RefSeq and is a predicted model, not a curated record. Lineage: Eukaryota; Fungi; Ascomycota; Eurotiomycetes; Eurotiales; Aspergillaceae. Gene Ontology annotation, cellular component: U1 snRNP.
AUGGCUGCCACAAAUGAUACAACGGGGACCGUCCCCCCAAACUCCACAGUCUACGUUCGGAAUCUAGAGGAGCGCAUCAAGAUUGAACAACUCAAAGUUGCGCUGGAAGAGAUUUUCUCAGAGUUUGGCAACGUGGUCGAGAUCGUUGCCAAAAAGAACCUGAAAGCCAAAGGACAGGCAUUCAUUGUUUUUGAUAGUGUUGAGGGUGCCACCCGCGCCAUUGAGGAGGUCAAUGGCUUCGAGCUCUUUGAUAAGCCCAUGGUUCUCGACUAUGCAAAGACCAAGAGUGACGCGACGGUUCUUCGCGAGGGAGGAAAUGAAGAGCUCGAGGCUCACAAACGACGACGUCUAGCCGAGAAAGAGCGGAAACAAGCCCAGGAAGCACUCGAAGCUCAGAAGAAGCUCAAACGUCCCGCCGCCGCGGCGGCGGAUGUUGCGCGUCCAGCCAAGACAACAAAGGGAGCAGGCCUCAAGCCGACUACAGGUGCUGCAGCUGCAGUGGUCCCCGACGAGUAUCUGCCGCCCAACAAGAUCCUGUUCCUGCGCGAAUUACCCGACGAUGCCAGCCAGGAGAGUCUUUCCGAAGUCUUUGGUCGUUUCGAAGGCUUCCAGGAAGUCCGUCUGGUGCCUGGUCGCAAAGGUAUCGCGUUUGUUGAGUACGAGACCGAAGCAGGUGCCAUCAGCGCCAAGGAGGCUACUUCGGGCAUGGCGAUGGGCGAGCAGAACAAACCCAUUCGUGUUACAUACCAAAGACAGUGA